Colletotrichum karsti is the source of this 1089-nucleotide messenger RNA. Its product is annotated as alcohol dehydrogenase GroES-like domain-containing protein. The record is from RefSeq and is a predicted model, not a curated record. Bases 1 to 1089 code for a protein of 362 amino acids. The transcript has a single exon. Gene Ontology annotation, molecular function: oxidoreductase activity. Lineage: Eukaryota; Fungi; Ascomycota; Sordariomycetes; Glomerellales; Glomerellaceae.
AUGGCAGACCAAAUCCCCAAGCAGAUGCGCGCCGCGGCUAUCAAGGACUUCAACAAGGGCUACGAAGUCAAGGACAUCAACGUCCCCACGGACCUCGGACCAAACGACGUCCUCGUCAAGAUCGCCGCCGCAGGAUACUGCCACACCGAUCUGCAAGUACAAGAAGGCGUCUACGCCUCCGCCGGCGCCAAGCCCGGCCUCGUCGGCUCCCACGAGCCUGUCGGCGAGAUCGUGAAGCUCAGCCCCGAGGCCGAGAAGAAGGGCUGGAAGAUCGGCGACCGCGUCGGCUCCAUCAACACCUACGGCUGCUGCGGGAAGUGCAACUCGUGCAACCAGGGCAAGCAGCUCUGCGAUAACCUUACCGGCAUGCUGGGUCUCACCGUCGACGGCGGCUUCGCGCAGUACAUGAAGGCCGACGCCCGUGUCAUCGCCAAGGUCCCCGAGUCAAUUCCCUUCGUCGAGGCGGCACCUUUGUUCUGCGCCGGUGCCACGGUAUACGGCGCUCUGCUCGCUGCCAACCCGCAACCGGGCCAGUGGUUGGCGAUGGUCGGCAUCGGCGGACUGGGACAUCUCGGUGUUCAGUAUGCCAAGGCGAUGGGCGCGAAGGUCAUCGCCAUCGACAACCGCCAAGAAGCCCUCGACCUCGCCAACAGCGUCCCGGCUCACCUCAAGCCGGACCGCACCUACCUCAUCGACACGGAGGAGAAGGAGAAGAAGACGAUCGAGGAGCUGCAGACUUCGUUCUACGACACGAACCCCGGCGUCGACCGCGUCGUGAUCAACACCGAGGCUCGGCCGCUGGUCAAGUUUGCUCAGCAAUUCCUGCGCAAGGGCGGCGUGUUGUGCGAUGUGGGAUUGCCGGCCGACGGGCCUUUCGAGGUCGACCCGUUCGCGUUGAACUUCAAGGAGCAGACUGUUCGCGGAGCCCUCAUCUGCACGCCGGAGCGCAGCAAGGACAUGCUUGAGCUGCAUGCUAAGAACAAGUGCACGACGCACAUUGAGAAGACUUUCAGCGUGGAGCAGGCGAACGAGAUGGCCGAGCACUACCUGUCGAAGCAGCUGAAGGGCCGCUUGUGCAUGGUUUUCUAA